This is a messenger RNA of Eupeodes corollae, 2274 nucleotides long. RefSeq lists its product as uncharacterized. Gene Ontology annotation, biological process: arachidonate secretion; phospholipid metabolic process. The transcript has a single exon. The record is from RefSeq and is a predicted model, not a curated record. Bases 589 to 1428 code for a protein of 279 amino acids. Gene Ontology annotation, molecular function: A2-type glycerophospholipase activity; structural molecule activity. Lineage: Eukaryota; Metazoa; Arthropoda; Insecta; Diptera; Syrphidae.
AUAAGAAAAUUUGCGUUAUCUCUAAUCAACUGUUUUGGUAUCUUUGUAUAAGUUUGACAUAAGUAAAAACUGUCUAUGUCAUGAUGUCGCCCCAUACUAAAGUAUUUUCUUACUGCUUCUUGUUUUUCACAGGCAAUGUCAUCAAAUAUAAAUAUGGAAUUUGGUUUAGCUUCUUCAGGAGGGAUGACAUCAUUGUUAUUAGAAAAUGUAAAAAAACCCAUAUUCUUAAUUGGGUGAAUUGCUUCACCUAAAAACUUGUACUUUGGUUGAUUUAAAGAUUUAGAAUAUAAGUAUAUAUUUUCAAAUUUUAAUCCGUUCGGAUGUAGCAAUAAGCUCAUCAUUACAUUGGUUUUUCCACAGUUUGAGGGUCCUGUAAUUAAACCUCUAAUACUGUUCGGAAGUAGUUCGCUGUGUUUUUUCUUGAUCUCUUUUAUUUUAGAGAGAUCUGCAUUUUCUACAGGUAAUUGACAUGCUUGUUUAACAAAACGCAUUAUGUCGUAAACUAAACAAUUUUUUCUAUAAAAAUUAAAUAUAUAUCAAGAAAAUAUCAUACUUAUACGGGUUUCUCUUACGUAAACAUAUUUAAAAAUGAUCGACUAUUCAAAGAAAUUCAAAGUUCUGCAAAAUAUAAGAAAAGGUGGAGGCUUAUUAAACUCAUUAAUUGACAAGCUUCCACUCGAACUACAUCUUCCUGGCUAUCAGUUCUGUGGUCCAGGAACAAAUCUUAAGGAACGUUUAGCUCGUGGAGAUUCUGGAAUUAAUUCUCUUGAUCAAGCAUGUAAAGAGCAUGACAUUUCUUAUUCUAAGUUUAAGAAUACAUCUGAUCGACACAUAGCUGAUAAAAUAUUAGCUGAAAAAGCCUGGCAACGUGUUAAAUCAAAAGACGCAAGUAUAGCAGAGCGAGCAAGUGCUCUACUAGUUACUAACCUCAUCAAGGCAAAAGUUAAAUUUGGGAUGGGGUGUUCGAAUUCAAAAAUUAAAACAACUAAGCGAAAAAAAAGCAAUAUGAAAUCUAAGAAAUUGUCAUUUAAAAAACUGGUCAAAUUGAUUGAUGAUAAACUUAAGAAGCGAACAAAAUCUGUAUGUCUAGAAAAAACGAUCAAAUCUGCAAUCACGAGUGCUAAGAAAAACAUUGGCAAAAACAACAAUAUUAAAAUACCAAGAAUUAUACCAGUACCAAAAAUUGGAGGAGCUAUCCCCUUUCUUAUCCCCCUUUUCGCAGGGCUUUCAGCUCUUGGAGCACUAACGGGUGGAGCUGCCGGUGUAGCUAAAGCAGUGAAUGAAAUAAGCAUUGCUAAAAAAGACCUCGAAGAAAAACAACGUCACAAUCUUAAAAUGGAAUCAAUUGCCGUUGGACACGGCUUACAUCUUAAACCUUAUAAAAAUGGAUUUGGACUUUAUUUGCAGCCCCAAACAAAAAACUUCUAAGUUCACUACCCAAUCGUGCAUUGAAUGAAAUAGAUUUAACAAAUUUCUGCACUAAAUUUAUUCCAAAUUUUCGAGGCGUGUUUAUGCGGGACAACUUACCAAAAAGUAGCCCCAAGAAAAAUGAGUGCGGAAUUGUUAAUCUUGAUUCUUCCAAUGGUUCUGGAACACAUUGGGUAGCGUAUUAUAAAAAAGGCAAGCGGAUAGAAUAUUUUGAUAGCUUUGGAAAUCUUCAACCACCUGUUGAAGUCUUAAAUUAUUUAGGUGAAAGCAUCAGCUACAAUUAUACUCAAUAUCAAAGUUAUGGUUCCUAUAAUUGUGGACAUUUAUGCGUGAAAUUUUUACUUAAUUGUUAUUUAAAUAAAUAAAGAGACUUAAGUUCAAAUAAUUUCAUUGUUUUUUUUACCAUCAUGUCGAUAACACUUACAAUAAGCGGAACAUCUUCUGUCCUCACUGUCGAAUAUUUUCCACCUAUAUACUUAGAUGAAGACUAUGUUUGUGGUUUGAUUGACUUUCACUCGUAUAAUUCUAUACCUAAUAUUGAUGAACAUAACAACUUAUUUCAUACAGGGGAACAUGAAAUCGAAAUCCCCGUAGGAACAUAUGAAAUAGAAGAUAUUCAAGAUUAUAUUUCCAGAGAGUUAUUAAACCGAAAUUCUGUUACAGAAGUUACUUUAACUGCAAAUAGUAACACAAUGAAGUGUGAAAUCUAUUCAAACGAAAAAAUAUUUUUCAACAAAGAAAGAAGUAUUGGAAAAUUAUUGGGUUUUGGUAAAACUAUUCUAUCUGGAGAUAAACUACAUGUAUCAGACAUACCUGUUGAUAUAUUCAAGGUUAAUGUUAUACGUA